Molecule: messenger RNA, 2604 nt
Organism: Copidosoma floridanum
Lineage: Eukaryota; Metazoa; Arthropoda; Insecta; Hymenoptera; Encyrtidae
Product: protein claret segregational
Biological process (GO): microtubule-based movement
Molecular function (GO): ATP binding; microtubule motor activity; microtubule binding
Source: RefSeq, a predicted model, not a curated record
GUACAACGAAGCAGUGGCAUUCACUUCACGAGACUGAUAUUGUUCGUACUUAUACGUGCAUGUAUAUACGCGGUAAAAGGGUUUUUCAGAGAGAAAAAACCACGACUGGUUCUCAUUCUGCAAGGGAAAGAAAAAUGCCGGCAAUCGGCACAGCGUGAGAUCAAGGAAGAGAAAAGUAGCUAAGAGUGGAUGCUCGGCGUCAUCGACGGCGUGUCGUUGUUUUCGUGUAACGUUAAAGGCGGCACAAUCCCCACGAUUGAGUAUCGGCGCGCCCCAUCGUUUGUGCCUGCUAGAACCAUGACUGGCAAUUCAACUACUACUUCAAGUGCUUCAAAUGGCAUGGAAGCCACUAGUAGUACUACAUCAGUCAAUAGCUCAGCUGCAACGAAAAAUAUGAGUACUACAAGUGUAACUACAAAAGCAGCUGAUGAAAAUAAAGCACCUGUCACUAGAUCAAAGGUCACAACAACAAAGACGACGACGACUACCUUGUCAAGGACGCUUGGGGCACCCACGACAAGAGGAGCUCAAAAAAGGCCGGGCCUUGCUAAUAACACUGUAGUGGAUCCAAAAAGACCAAAUCUUAGAACAACGAUGAAACCAACAGCCAGACCAAUCAGGCCUGCAACCAGUACUGUUGGCCCACUUGCUAAAACUGUCCCAUCAGCUACACCAGCCAGUGCAAAGCCAUCAGGCUCUAAGCCCAACAAAUGGGAUUUCAAGGGUAGAUUGGAGUGGACCAGUAAUGAGCUGACAGCCUUAAAACAGAAGCAUAGAGAUGUGACAAUGCAAUAUAAUAGUAUUCAAGAUGAAAUUGUUAGUUUAAGAAAAAGUGAAAGUACCAAUAGGUCUAAAGCUGAGAAGCUAGAAAAAAGUGCUGGUGAAUUGCGUAAACAAGUUGAUGUGCUAAAGGCGAAAGUUGAUGAGCUUCAAAAGGAGAACGACGUUUUAACUAAAGACUUGAACAAAACCAAGGACGAGUAUGAGAAAACGUUUUCAAAACUGGGAGAGUAUGAAACGGAUAUAAAAGUCAAGUCAGUUUUAAUCACGGAUCAGCAAAAAGAGUUAACGGAAUGGAAAGAAAAGUUUGAAUCUAAAGUGAAGGAGAAUGAAGAAUUGGAUGGAUUAGUUCAAACCUUGGAUAGAGAAAGGAGAUACUUGCAUAAUACUAUUCAAGAAAUGAAAGGAAAUAUUCGAGUAUUUUGCAGGGUUAGACCAAAAAUUCCAAAAGAAGCGUCAAAAAGCCUGUGUAAUAUCAAUUAUCUUGAUGAGUGCACACUUGAAGUUGGACGAGGAGAAGGGGAUACAAGUAAGAUGAAGACUCAACGCCAGGAGUUCACCUUUGAUAAAGUUUUUCCACCAAACACCUGUCAAGCAGAUAUCUUUGAGGAGUUAUCUAUGCUUGUGCAGUCGGCUCUUGAGGGCUACAAUGUUUGUGUCUUUGCAUAUGGACAAACUGGCUCAGGCAAAACUUAUACAAUGGAAGGAUUACCUGGCACGGAACAAGAGGGCAUGAUCCCCAGAACAGUGAAACACAUCUUUAGAGAAAUGAAGCACUUUGAAUUGCUUGGCUGGGAAUAUAAAAUUGAAGCUAGUUUUUUGGAAAUCUACAACGAGCAAAUUGUUGAUCUCCUUGAUAACAGUCGAAAAACACAUGAAAUCAGAAUGGCUGAUAACAAAGGGCACGAUUUGUAUGUCAGCAACCUUUUAAUUCAGGAAAUUAACAGCCCUGAAGAGCUAAACCAAUGCCUUCUCAUAGCACAGCAAAAUCGCGCUAUGGCAGCGACGCAGUCUAAUGAAAGAUCUUCGCGAUCUCAUUCUGUUGCGAGAAUACGUUUAAUCGGUACGCACAAGUCGAAACAGGAAGUUUCCAUCGGUAAUUUGAACUUGGUUGAUUUGGCUGGAUCUGAAAGACUUAAAAAUGAAGAAGCUGCGCGAGUUGCUGAAACAAAAAAUAUCAACAAGUCAUUGGCUAACUUGGGACACGUUAUCCUCGCAUUGCUUCAAAAACAAGACCACAUUCCCUAUCGAAACUCGAAACUUACGCAUUUGCUUAUGCCUUCUUUGGGAGGCAAUUCAAAAACACUUAUGCUCUUAAAUAUUUCACCUCUUGAUGAUUCUUACAACGAGACUGUGAAUUCUUUGAGGUUUGGCAGUAACGUCAAUAGUUGUAAAACAGGUACCGUUAAAAAAGUAAAGACGGUUUUGUAAAUUAAGUUCAAACAAUCUAGCAUUGAAAGUGUACAAAGAAUAUUAUCAGCAAGACCAAAGUCUUUUUGAGACUACCGUCCUUUUUCAACUUUGAAUAAUAAAAUAGUUUUGAAAAAAGGAAGGUUCGCAAUUUUUAUGCUAUGAAGUUAUGAUAUUGCUAGUAUAAAUUAUUGUUUCUACUCUUAUGAAAAAAAUAACUCGUAAGUUUAGUACUCUCUAAGUUUUUACUUUCGACUUAUAUAGAAAUUCCUUAUAACUAAUGCACUAUCAGUAAACUUCGGUUACUCUGUUUGUUUGUCUAAGAUAAUGUAUAAAGUGAAUUAUAAUUUGAUGAAGUUCAAAAGUAUAACCUUCACUGACAUGUUUUUUUUUAUUUAAUAUGAUGCUUAUUAA